Messenger RNA from Trichoderma harzianum CBS 226.95, 1089 nucleotides. RefSeq lists its product as hypothetical. Lineage: Eukaryota; Fungi; Ascomycota; Sordariomycetes; Hypocreales; Hypocreaceae. Gene Ontology annotation, molecular function: protein binding. The record is from RefSeq and is a predicted model, not a curated record. The transcript has a single exon. Bases 1 to 1089 code for a protein of 362 amino acids. Gene Ontology annotation, cellular component: cytoplasm; nucleus.
AUGAGCAGAGGGGCCCGGAUUAAUGAAAUUGGGGGAAUUCAUGGCACUGCUCUCCAGGCGGCCUGCUACAAUUACGCGCUCGGUGUGGAGACGGUUCGUUUCCUAAUUGAACAAAAGGCUGAUGUGAAUGCGAAAGGUGGGGAAUAUGGAACAGUACUGAUAGCUGCCUGUGAAGGUUCCCAAGGGGUGGACUUGGUACGGCUACUUCUUGAACACGGCGCUGAUGUAAAUGCCGAAGGGGGAGAGUAUGGAACAGCACUUAUAUCUGCCUGCCGAAGGGCAGAUCCCAAGUUGGUACGACUGCUUCUAGAAUAUGGGGCAAAUAUCCACCGCCAGGACUAUGAGGUCUGGAAUGCGGCCGCUGGGAGGUCACUGAGUAGGUGGGAGAGUGACGAGAUCUAUGAAGUGCUGGAACUUUUAUGUGGUCAACAAACCGAUAUCCAUCGCGUGAAUGGAGGCCUCACAACUGCUCUAAAUGCCACACUGGAAAUCCGGGAUCUACAUUUUGAGGAAGAAAAGCAGACAAUGCGUGAAAGAAUCUGCUGGCUACUCGAACACGGCGCUGACGUCAAUGCCAAGGGUGGUAAAUAUGGCUUCCCACUCCAGACGGUGUGUACGAGAAAAUACAGUACCUCUUGGUAUCCCAGUGGCAUCAAUGCCAACUCCGGCAUAACAAAGCUUCUUCUCGAACAGUGCCCAAAUAUCAAUGUCAACGCACAAGGAGGCAUCUUCGGAUCAGCUCUGCAGGCCGCCGCUUUCUCUGGCCAGACAGAGUCAGUAAGACUGCUGUUGGAUAGAGGAGCCGAUGUUAACAUACGUGGUGGAAAAUGUGACAGUGCGUUAAACGCAGCAAUAUUCUCCGGCUAUUGGGAUAUUGUUGAGAUCCUUCUUCAAAAGGGGGCCACGCCAGAUUAUCGUUUGCAGCAGCAGCCUGAUGAAGAGUGGCUUCAAGGUAUUAGAGAGAAGUGGUCAGAAGAACUAGAAGAGAGUUGGGAAAAGGAUGCUAGAGAAGCGGAUUGGCGAUGUGCUAUUGCGAGAUAUAGAAAGUUUUGGGAGGUUGAGAGUGGCUCUGCAGCUGGGACUGAAUAA